Paramecium pentaurelia is the source of this 1906-nucleotide messenger RNA. The record is from the annotation of a GenBank genome assembly. NCBI's taxonomy places the organism in Eukaryota, Ciliophora, Oligohymenophorea, Peniculida, Parameciidae.
AUGAUACCCUAACAAACAUUAUUCAAGACUCCUAAGUAAAGACAAAUAACCACAACAGCAAGUAGCAAUACAUAUUUUCUUAAUUCAUAAAGAAAAUUAAAGUAGUCUUUAAAUAUAUAUUAAGCUUCCUUACAACAAGCAGUCUUUAAUCAAUUUCAUAUAUUCAUACAAGUUAAGUAUUAAAUUAAACUCCUACACUUAAUGAGAUCAAAUAAGUUAAAAAGGAAUAGAAUCAGAUUUAAACUAUAUCUCCAUCUUUCAUGGAGCUUUAUGAUGAAUUUGAGAAUAAUUACAAAAUUGUUUAAAAGAUUAAAACUGAUCUCAAUAUCUCAUUGGAUAUAAAGUCAGAAGAGAAACCUCAUUAGAAUUAAAUAAUAACCUAAAAUUCAAUUAAGAAUCCCUCUCAAGCAGAAACUCGAAUAGCAAAUUUAUAGUUUUGUGAUAUUGAUUAAGAGUUGAAUUAGAGAUUACAUAUAAAUCGCUUUAAAUUUUAUUAUUUUCGAGCUUCCAUAUCGAAAUAGUAAUCUCCUCUAUUACUAACAAUUUAAUUUGAAAAUCAAAUAAAUUCUGCAUAAUAUAAAUUAUAUCUCUCUACUUAACAUGAAUUUCCAACUAAAUUUAAUGCAGAACAUAAUCUCACUUCAAAUAUUUGUAAAAUCUAUACAAAUAAUCAUGAAAGUAUAUUUUAAGAAAAUUAUCUUUACAUAACAUUUUAUACAGAAAUAGAUGUUAUUGUAAGAAUUAAAAUAGUAUUUGGUUGGGUUUAAUAAAAUAAAUCACCAAAAAAAUAAAUAAUAAAAAAAGAAUAUCCAAAAUUUCCUGGUUUAAUAGCAAAUACAAAAAUGGAUUUAAUAAAAAGAAAUCUUGAUACAAGUUAAUUUUAAUUAACAAGAAGAACUGAUCUAUUAACAGAAUUACUUGUAAAAUCAAUUAAAUAUAAAAUAGAGUGAAAGAGAAUAGAAAAGAAAGUAAGUUCUUUAAAAAAAAUAAGAGAUUGAUUGUGAAUAAAAGAUUAAAUUAAAAACUUAAUAUAGUGCAUAAAUGUUAAGAAAUGAUUAUAGAUUAUUUGAAAAAGUUUAUAAAUUAAAACUAAAUAAAAAAAUUUAGGGAGAAUUGUUUUGGGCUCAACUCAUAAAUUUAAUUAGAUUUAUUGCUCAACUUAAAGUUAAAUUAAUAGUAAUAGAAUUAUUUUAUAUUAUUAGCAAUUUAAAAGUAGAAUGAGUAUUAAAGCUAAUGGAAGAAUUAAAGCAUUAAGAUGUGGAUUAAAUUUAUUAAUAAAUAUAAGAAAGUUUGGACCUACACCAGAAAGAAGAUCAUUUUGUAAAAGUUUAUUAGCAAUACAGAUGUUUAGUGCUUAAAUUCAAUUUUUAAGAAAAAAGAAAGCAUAAGAAAUUGCUACAUCUUUUAUUAAAGAAUGUAUUUCUAUUAUACAUUUAGGACAUAGAUUAUUAAAGACUAGACAUUAUGGUAAUAAUAUAAAUAUAUUAAUUUAGUAAUAAUAUUGUAGAAUAAGUUUAGAUUCUUUUAAAGAUAAAAGAAAAAGUAUUAUGAAGAAUUUUGGCAAUUAGUGAUAAGAAACUACAAAGAAAUUAUAAGAGGUUUAACAUAAAGUAGUUAAAAAUAGAGGAGUAGAAGUUAAAAAUAAAUUUAUGCUUUUCAAAUAGAUAAUCAAAUGAUGCAAUUUUAGAUUGAUAAUUAUUAUUAAAGGCAAAAAUAGAUAUGGUUAGCAUUUAUAAGACAAAAGAUUUAAGAUAAAUAAUUGACUAUUUAUUUAAAUGAUAGAAAAAGUGAUGAGAUUAGAAAAGCCUUGAUUAAAUUUUAAGAGCCUAAACUAUUCUAACUUCCACAAAUUAAUGAAGUAGCUGAAAUAAUUGAGCUCUAUGCAAAAAAUAAAAAAAUGAUUUGA